AUGGCAUUGUUUGUGACAGGAGCAAUAUGGAUGCGAUAUAGCUUUGCAAUCAAACCGGUUAAUUAUAACUUAGCUAGCGUCAACUUCUUUCUCUGCACUGUCGGAUUGUAUCAGUUAUCCAGGAAAUUCAGAUAUGAGUCAGCGAAAAAACGGCUAGCCGCAGCAAACGUACAGCGGGAGGUGGCUGGCGAGACGUAA
Messenger RNA from Gongylonema pulchrum, 198 nucleotides. Lineage: Eukaryota; Metazoa; Nematoda; Chromadorea; Rhabditida; Gongylonematidae. The record is from the annotation of a GenBank genome assembly.